This is a messenger RNA of Corticium candelabrum, 1794 nucleotides long. RefSeq lists its product as uncharacterized. The record is from RefSeq and is a predicted model, not a curated record. The coding region runs from base 722 to 1450 and encodes 242 amino acids. The transcript is spliced from 4 exons. NCBI's taxonomy places the organism in Eukaryota, Metazoa, Porifera, Homoscleromorpha, Homosclerophorida, Plakinidae.
AAGGAGAAAGUUUCACGCUGACGGCGGUAGCAGCGACUGAAGCAAUGCCAUUUCGUCUAAAAUCCAGGCAGAGGCAGAAACAUCAUUUAAUGUUGAUAGAUGGUUUCUCAGCAAUAUGAAGAAGGGCAGCUGUGUUGGUUUUAGACAAGCUGCCAUCUGUCCCAGCAACCGACCAGGGAAGUGGCUCGAGAGGAUAUUCAAGAGCAGUUGCCAGAUUUAUUUUCCUAGUUUGCGCUUUUACUUUCAUUCGAGAAAAUAUAGGUUUAUCUGCUUUCAAAACAAUAGUUGCUUUUGAUGUUUUGUCUGUGGUUUUCGAGUCAUUGCAUCGAAAGUCUAGAGAUUUUGCUUUGGUAGUGUACUGAGACAAGAAAGAGACCACGCGGUGGGCUGUGUGCACCAUACUAGAUCUGGGUCUUAUCUUAUCGCCGUGCCCGUAUAUGCGGCGUCUAAAGUACAGUCAGUCUAAUAACACUACAUCUCCCUUGCAAGUCUCUUGCGAAUAGUUUCACUAAACUAGCAGAAUGAACUUUUGUACAUAACACAACACAACGCAACAGUGAUAGUAUAUGUGUUCUCUAUCAGUCCAAUUCCUCCGGUUGUUGACAACGCGACCGCUGCGAGUAACGACUUAUCCUGAAGAGUUACCUGGUGCUGAACCUUUUGGGGUGUCCGUUGGGAGGUCAGCAGCUGUUCUAUUGCCUUUUCCUCCGUGUAGUGACGCAUGAGCCGUGUCGUCAGAGGAUUCUGUGUUGUUGUUUGCCAGCUGAUCGUCUGUCAGAAGAACUUGUCAGGAAAAAAGGACGGACGAAAGGUUAAGAAGGUAAAAGACCCGGAAUCAGAAAAAUCACCUAGUACUAGUACUAAUUCUAAGGACGUCGACAAUGAGCCAUCUGCAUCCGGUACGCGCACAGCUGCAGAGGAAAUGCCGGUGCCUGAUGCUAGUGCUAUUUCAAAUUCAGAGGCAAAAGACCCAGAAAAUUUAGAGAAAGAUGGGAAUUCAAACUUACCUGCUAUUGGCGAUAUCGUUCACUUGCUUGACAAUAAGAAUAUUAAUGUAGGAACUGGACAGAUAUGUGGUCUUCACGGAUCACUGUGCCACAUGAGACCAGUACCACAGAGCCACAUGAAAGUCAAAGUUCAGUCUCUUAGUGGAGGUCACAGUGAAACACCUUACCCAUGGACAGAGAACAUUUAUUGGCAUCAUGAGCCAGUGAUGCCCAACUCUUUCCUAGUGUGGCCUGCAAAAUUUUUGCAGAAACUGCAGCUGGUUCAAGACGGCUCAUCUUCAAGAGCCACAGAAGGUUGUGAACGCAAGUGCAAGUUGGAACUAGCCGUAAUGGUUGGAUUUGAAGUAGCAAGACUUCGAGACGUGAGUAGGACGCACUCAUCAGCGCUUGCCGGAGUCUGGAAAUUCAGCUUGGGCCAGACAAAAGCAAAGCCAAACUGCUGACGUUGGUGGGUGACGCCAUGCUGAAGGAGGGAAUUGUCAAGAUAAAAGAGACAAUGCAGUCGACGUCAGACGUCCUACGUAGAGAUGACUUCUAUAAAUCAAAGACAUUUUAGCUAAGUGUGUUGUUCUGGUACAUGGUAGUUUCAGUGCAGCGUAUUUUGUUGUUCUUUUUAUGGAUACUGCUAAGGUUUGGAUUCUUUUUGUAGCAUCAAUGCAUUGUUUUGAGUGCAUCUUAUGUACGUGCGUAGCAAUUCUCAAUGUUUGCUUCUGCUUUCAGCUACUGACACAACAACAGUAACCUAACUGGAUUGUAUUGUAUUUUCCAUUAAUGUUAUGAAUAAACC